This is a messenger RNA of Penicillium cataractarum, 615 nucleotides long. RefSeq lists its product as uncharacterized. The record is from RefSeq and is a predicted model, not a curated record. Lineage: Eukaryota; Fungi; Ascomycota; Eurotiomycetes; Eurotiales; Aspergillaceae. The transcript is spliced from 4 exons. The coding region runs from base 1 to 615 and encodes 204 amino acids.
AUGAACAACGCCCCGGGUGCUGGCCCUUACUUUAUCCGGGUAGUGGAUUGUGGAAAUCAUGGUGGAGGUGGUGGAGGUGGUCGGCGUGGCGGUGGUGGCCAUGGUGGACAUCGUGGUGGAUACCGCGUCUACCGUGUUUAUCGUCCCUGCGGCGCGUGCCAUGGACGCGGGCAGCAAUACCGACACGACUGCCCCCGAAACAACCAGCGCGCGGGGUUGCAAAUCAAUGGUGGCCAGAAUAUAAAUCAAUGGCUCAACAACGUCCACACCCCCGGCCAGGUCGUGUGCCCCUACCACUCCUUCCGCCACUUUCAUCACGCCCACUUUCAUCACGCCCACUUUCAUCAAGGAAACCCGACGCUGCAUGCUCAAUAUAACCACGCCCUCGCAAUCCUGCAAUACCAGCUGCAGCUUCAGUCGCAGCACCUGAUGCAACAGCAGCUAUACUUGCAGAUGCAGCAGCAGCAGAAUCAGUUCAUGCAGCACCGAGUGUUGGAACUACAACAGGGACGGGGCCGCCCAAUCUUGCAGCUACAGAACGGUGCCAAUCAGCAAGGCCACCAGCAAGGCCAGCAGGACCAAGAAGAGGACGAUCUGGAUCUCGAUCUUGCCUGA